This is a messenger RNA of Stegastes partitus (bicolor damselfish), 4320 nucleotides long. It is a transcript of the gene grin2ca, whose product is annotated as glutamate receptor, ionotropic, N-methyl D-aspartate 2Ca. Gene Ontology annotation, molecular function: ligand-gated monoatomic ion channel activity; signaling receptor activity. The record is from RefSeq and is a predicted model, not a curated record. Gene Ontology annotation, cellular component: membrane. The coding region runs from base 1 to 4245 and encodes 1414 amino acids. Gene Ontology annotation, biological process: monoatomic ion transport. The transcript has 12 exons. Lineage: Eukaryota; Metazoa; Chordata; Actinopteri; Pomacentridae.
AUGGGCGUUCGUCUAGGCUGCUUGAGCGACUCCCCGUGGUGGCCGCUGCUGCUGCUGCUGUUCUGCACUGUCCCCUACUGUUCGGGCCGGCCGUUUGGGAUUCCCACGCCCUCCGUGAACGUGGCGGUGGUGUUCAGCGGCUCGGCCUACCAGACGGAGAUUAAGGGGCGUUUAAGCCGGGAAAACUUCAUGGACCUGCCGCUGGAGGUGAACCCCAUCACUGUGCUGGUCAACAACACCAACCCACGGGCGCUGCUCACCCGUAUCUGCGACACCCUCUCCACCAACCGCGUCCAUGGCGUGGUGUUCGAAGACAACGUUGGUUCGGAGGCCGUGGCGCAGAUCUUGGACUUCAUUUCCACUCAGACAGCUGUGCCCAUCGUGGGCAUCAGUGGAGGCUCCGCUGUUGUCCUGCCAUACAAGGGUGAGGGCUCCAACUUCCUCCAGUUGGGGUCCUCCAUUGAGCAGCAGAUCAACGGCAUGUUCAAGGUGAUGGAGGAGUACAAUUGGGACAGUUUCGUGGUCAUAACCAGCCUUUACCCGGGUUAUGAAACCUACGUGGAUUACAUCAAGUCCUUCACUGACACCAGCUACUUCAUGUGGGACCUGCAGGAUGUUCUGACCUUCGACAUGUCUGCCGACAGCAUGAACGACAUUCGAGCACGGAGGCUCCUCCAGCAGAUCGACGCCCAAGUGCUGCUGGUCUACUGCUCCCACGAAGAGGCCCAGUAUCUGUUUUCCAUGGCUGCCGAGGCUGGACUGGUGGGGCCGGGUUACAUCUGGAUUAUCCCCAGCCUGGCUGUGGGAAACCCAGACAUCCCUCCCCCUGACAGCUUCCCUGUGGGGCUCAUCAGCAUCAUCACAGACCGGUGGAGGAUGAGCCUGAGGAAGAGAGUUCGGGAUGGGGUGGCCAUUGUGGUGAAAGGCGUGCAGAGCUUUCGGAAACAAAGAGGCUUCAUACCCGAAGGUCACAGUGACUGUCACAACCCCGUCAAGCCACUGAUCGUCUUGCUCUGGAUUCUGUUUCUCUUUAGGCACAUGCUGAAUGUAACAUGGGAACACAAUGACUUCUCCUUCAACAGCAACGGCUACCUGGUGAAUCCAGCCAUGAUAAUCAUCACUCUGGACAGAGAGCGACAGUGGGACAAGGUGGGGACCUAUGAAAUGGGAAUCCUACAGAUGAGAUACCCCGUGUGGCCGCGGUUUGGCUCCUACCUCGAGCCGGUGUCAGAUUACAGGCAUCUGACGGUGGCCACCCUGGAGGAGCGGCCCUUUGUCAUUGUGGAGGCAGUGGACCCUGUGACUGGUACAUGUGUUAGCAACACCGUACCCUGCCGACGACAGUCCAACAAGACGGAGGCUAUCGUGGGUCACACUGAGCCAUACACAAAGUUGUGCUGUAAGGGCUUCUGCAUAGACAUCCUGAAGAAACUGUCCCGCACCAUAAAGUUCUCCUACGACCUCUACCUGGUCACCAACGGCAAACAUGGCAAGCUGGUCCGGGGAAUUUGGAACGGGAUGAUCGGAGAGGUGUUCUACAAACGGGCAGACAUGGCCAUUGGCUCACUGACCAUAAAUGAAGAGCGCUCGGAGAUUAUUGACUUCUCAGUGCCAUUUGUGGAGACGGGGAUCAGUGUGAUGGUGGCUAGAAGUAACGGGACAGUCUCUCCAUCUGCUUUUUUAGAACCUUACAGCCCAGCAGUUUGGGUAAUGAUGUUCGUCAUGUGUCUGACAGUCGUGGCCAUCACAGUGUUUGUCUUUGAAUACUGCAGUCCGGUUGGGUAUAACCGCAGUCUGGUCACUGCCAAAGAUCCUGGAGGUCCCACCUUCACCAUCGGGAAGUCAGUGUGGCUGCUGUGGGGAAUCGUCUUCAACAACUCUGUACCUAUUGAGAAUCCAAAGGGCACCACUAGUAAAAUAAUGGUCCUAGUCUGGGCUUUCUUUGCUGUCAUCUUCCUGGCUUCCUACACAGCCAACCUGGCUGCCUUCAUGAUCCAGGAGCAGUACAUCGACACAGUCUCUGGACUGAGUGACAAAAAGUUUCAAAAGCCACAGGAGCAGUACCCUCCGUUCCGCUUCGGUACAGUCCCAAAUGGCAGCACAGAGCGCAACAUAAGGAGUAACUACCCCGAGAUGCACUCCCACAUGGUCAAAUACAACCAGAAAGGAGUAGAGGAUGCCCUUAACAGCCUCAAAACAGGGAAACUGGAUGCUUUUAUCUAUGAUGCUGCUGUGCUGAAUUACAUGGCUGGCAAAGAUGAAGGCUGCAAGCUGGUGACCAUUGGCAGUGGGAAAGUGUUUGCUACCACUGGUUAUGGCAUCGCCCUGCAGAAGGAUUCACGCUGGAAACGACCCAUCGACCUGGCCCUGCUCCAAUUCCUGGCUGAUGGUGACACACAAAAGCUGCAGACCGUCUGGCUCACAGGUAUUUGCCGUAAUGAAAAGAAGGAGGUCAUGAGCAGUAAGCUGGACAUUGACAACAUGGCAGGGGUCUUCUAUAUGCUGCUUGUAGCCAUGGGCCUGAGCCUGCUGGUUUUUGCUUGGGAACAUCUGCUCUACUGGAAACUACGACAUUCAGUGCGCAAAUCAGAGCGAUUGGACUUCCUCCUCGCCAUCAGUCGAGGCAUCUACAGCUGCUUCAAUGGAGUAGAGCAAACUGACCGCAAUGGGAGCAUGCCGAGUCCAGAUGUCACUACCAACUAUACACAAGCAAACAUGCUAAAGAUGCUGAAGACAGCCAAGGACAUGGUGUCCUCUGCCAGAGUGGAGAACUCUCUAGACAAUGCCACCAAAACAAUAGAGAACUGGAGCAGGCGGGGAGGUGACAAUGUGCGGGUAGGCCUGCCACCCAGAAUUACAACCACAGACAUGACCCAUGGCCGCCUGCCCUACAUCUCAAGCAUCACGGACAACCACUCCCCAUACCCUCAGAGGGCCAUUACACCCACGUUCCCAAUUCAUUAUGGGGAUACUUCCACCCAACCCCUCCUGGAUAAGCCCCGAGUGGUAACCAGGCCCACCCCACUCCGCUACACGCUGCCUUCCCGAAGCAGUCAACAUGUCUUAGAGAGGACUCUACCUAUCUCCAGCCUCAGCAGCCCUCACAUCGCCAUGAGGGAUCCUGCUCCUCCUGGAACUCCCAACCCCCACCACGGCAGCAGGCUGUAUGUGGAGAACCAGGCCCGGAUGCCCACAUCCCCUUUUGUCCCGUACAGGGAGUUCCAGGUGCCCGAUAUUUAUGUGGAACACAAAGCACCUCUGAGGAGGAAGUUCAGCUAUCCCCCUGACUGUGUGAGCCGGAGAAGGAGGUCCCAUAGCUAUGUGUUUGAUGCUGCAGACCCCAGAGUGAGAGGGGAUUAUGAUGAACCUCGAUCCUGCCUUGCUGAGUUGAGGGCCAAUCACCUCCUUAACAACCACGCCCCUGAUGCAGCAGCCAUGGCCUGCACUCCAGGACACUACCCAGGCGGCAGCACCAGCUGCAACUCCUGUAUGAAGUCCUACCUGGAGCCUGAAAUGGAUGACAUACCACUCCUGGGGAAGGACAAACUAAACCGCCGCGCCUCAUUCCUCAAAGCCACAUGGGGCAACGAUAGGAUCCGUCAGGUAGAUGAAACAAAGCCCUCCACGUCCACAUCUCCCUCCACCAGAGUAGACAUGCCUGACCUGUUUCCACGGGUUGUAGUGGCUAACCCAAAGCCCCACAAAUUAUAUGGCAGUCUGGGGCACAACCUCUCCUGCUACCCCUUGGCUGCUGAGCCAGCCUAUCUGGACCCAGCCCACAUGGGUUCCUACCCCUACAAGCAAAAGCUUAAGUACUCUGAGUCCACCCGGCUGCCCUCUUACAGGGAAGCCAUCUUGCAGAAUGCCGCUGCCCUGCGCCGCUCCUCCUCCACAGUGGUGCAUAGACACUACUCCACCUACCUGAACUCAUACACAGACUUACCAGUGUAUGUGGGGCCACUGGCCCAGGGACCGUCCCAGUUCUACAACGGUUCCAAGGACAUGUGCCACUUGUUUCCCUGUACAAGCCACUGCCCAGAUAAUGCAGCAAUGCUGCCUCGAAUGAGUGACAGGCAGGUUGUUUACCACAACAAUAUGUUUGGGGCCUAUGAUGGCUCAGGAAAGAGGGAAGACCCAGGUUCUGGGAGCAGAGAGCGAAGGCAGGUGUUGGUGGCGCGCAGAGUCAACAGUCCCUAUGUGCCAAAGCCCUGGGGCAGGGUAUCCAGUCUGGAGUCUGAGGUCUGAACCACCAUCCUUACUGGUCCUCCAUCAGGCUCUCUGACUGAGCCCCUCUGAGGAGGGGAAUGCCUGGAGGUUCUC